Pogonomyrmex barbatus (red harvester ant) is the source of this 579-nucleotide messenger RNA. RefSeq lists its product as uncharacterized. Lineage: Eukaryota; Metazoa; Arthropoda; Insecta; Hymenoptera; Formicidae. The record is from RefSeq and is a predicted model, not a curated record.
AAAGAAAUUUAGCCUGUGUUUUUCGUAUAUUCAUGGCAGAUUCUAUUAACUUUCGGCGAAAACCUGAUAAUACCAAAUGUAUAUCUAACUAUUUUUUUCACGAAAAUACAGGAUCAAAAGUCCAAAUCAUUAUUCGAUCAAUGCGUGUCCAUCUGAUGUUGAUUUUCUUCUUCGCGGGCACUGUCUUAGCGCAAAGUGUUCGUAAUAAAAGAGAUACUGUAACGAUCACAGAAAAACCUCCUUUCACUUCCAUACCUGGAACUAACAAUGAAAGUACAACAACGAACAUUUCUAAAAAUAAUAGUGAUGGAAUUAAUCGUGCCACUUUUAAUCACCCGUUAAAUAUAAUAUCUAGAUUUAUAUUGUUAUUACCACGCUAUGUUUUAUCAACGUUUUUAAAAAUGCUAAUUUUUAUGGGUACAUUUAUAUUAAGGAUUAUGAUAAAACCGUUUAUAUUACCGUUCAAGAUGAUACGCACGGUAAUUAAAAUGUUGCUGAAACCUUUCUUAAAAAUAUAAAACUGUUAGCAUUGGAUAACAUUUUUCAAAUUUUGGUAAAUAAUACGGAUAUACAUCUCAA